UUUGACGUCAUUGAUAGAAGCUGGCUGUCAGAGGCGAGGUCUCUCCCCAGCAGAGAGAGCUGUUAGUCGUUUAUGUUUAUUUUUAUAUUCGUGUAGCGGCUGAGAUCAGAGUUAGCCGAGGAGCCCCCGACACACAGCUGUGCCAACCAUCCACGAUCCGAGCUUUCUUACCUAGCUUGGCCAUGGAUGAACAGGCGGGUCCCGGAGUCUUUUUUAACAAUAACAAUAACUCGGUGUUGUCCGGCAGCGGGAAAGGACCGGGGCCGCAGCCUGAAGGAGGCGGAGGGGAAGCGGCCAGGGCUCAGUACAGUAUCCCGGGGAUCUUGCACUUCCUGCAGCACGAAUGGGCCCGAUUUGAGGUGGAGAGGGCACAGUGGGAUGUGGAGCGGGCCGAAUUGCAGGCGCAGAUUGCCUUUCUGCAGGGCGAGCGGAAGGGACAGGAAAACCUAAAGAAGGACCUGGUGCGGAGGAUCAAGAUGCUGGAAUACGCUCUAAAACAGGAGAGAUCAAAGUACCAUAAAUUAAAAUAUGGAACGGAGUUAAAUCAAGGUGAUAUGAAACCACCAAGCUAUGACUCAGACGAGGGGAAUGAGAAUGAGGUUCAAGCCCCACAGAACAGCCAGCUAACAUGGAAGCAGGGGCGCCAGCUAUUAAGACAGUACCUGCAGGAGGUUGGCUACACGGACACAAUCCUGGAUGUGAAGUCUCAGCGAGUGAAAGCUCUGCUGGGUUUGGCUGGUGACGCUGUAGAGAGACCUUCGGACAAUAACCCUGAGCCCAUGUUGAACGGCACAGAGCCUUCCUUAAAGGAAACCAUAAUGAUUGGGAAACCAGAUUUGACAGACUCUGCAUCUGUCUUGGACACCUUUAACUUUCUGGAGAACGCAGCUGCAGAGUUUAGUGAUGAAGAUGAAGACGAUGACAGCGAUGGGAAAGAGAAGACCAUCAUAGAUUCUGCAACAAUUGUAAGAAGGAAGGUGUCCUCAUCUGCUUCGCCAUCCCAGUCGCUGUCAUCAGAAGCCAGCGAUGAUCACGACACAGAAGAGGCCCUGAAGGAGUUUGAUUUCUUGGUGACCACAGAUGAAGCGGAAGGGUCUGGAGAAUCGAGAAGCUCAGGAGAUGGGACAGAAUGGGAGAAGGAUGACCAGUGUCCCAUACCUGAAGGCUGGGAUGUGGAUCAAGGUUUAAUAACCAAACUCAAGGAGCAGUACAAAAAGGAACGCAAGGGGAAAAAGGGGGUGAAGAGGCCCAACAGGUCAAAGCUGCAAGACAUGCUGGCGAACCUGAGAGACGCAGAAGACCUACCCUCAGUGCAGCCCUCAGUGACCCCCCCAUCUCGACCUAGCGUGGCACGGCUCAGUGAACAUGAAACAAACAGGACGGACGAAGUGGAGGCCUUGACAUUUCCUCCAACGUCAGGGAACUCUUUCAUCAUGGGCACAGAUGAGGCUAUGGAGACUGAGCUGGGGCUGGGUGAACUUGCAGGCCUUACAGUCGCCAAUGAGGCAGAUUCACUCACCUAUGAUAUCAGUAACAAUAAAGAUGCACUGAGGAAGACAUGGAACCCCAAGUUCACAUUACGGAGUCACUUUGAUGGAAUUCGGGGUCUCGCCUUCCACCCUAUUGAACCGGUCUUAAUAACGGCGUCAGAAGAUCACACGCUCAAGAUGUGGAACUUGCAGAAAAUCGCCCCCACGAAAAAGAGUGCCUCUCUAGAUGUGGAACCUAUUUAUACAUUCAGGGCUCAUAGAGGCUCGGUGCUCUGUGUAGUAAUGAGCACCAAUGGAGAGCAGUGUUUUAGCGGUGGUAUUGAUGGGACAAUCCAGAGCUGGAAUACUCCAAACCCUAAUAUUGAUCCCUAUGACUCCUAUGACCCCUCAGUGCUGCGAGGAGCCCUCUUAGGCCACACUGAUGCUGUGUGUGGGUUGGUGUACAGCGGGGCCCAUCAGCGGUUACUCUCCUGCUCCGCAGACGGCACCGUGCGGCUAUGGAACGCUGCCGAAACUUUACCAGCCCUCACCAUAUUUAAUGAAAACAGGGAGCUAGGGAUCCCCUCUUCCGUGGACCUGGUGUGCAGUGACCCAGCGCACAUGGUGUCCUCAUUCAACAUGGGGCAGACUGGAAUCUUCAACAUGGAGACACGGCAGCUGGUUCUCAGCCUGGAGUCCAAUACAGACACUGGUACACCUUGUAAGAUCAACAAAGUGUUGAGCCACCCAACUCUCCCCAUCACAAUCACAGCACAGGAAGACAGGCACAUCAAGUUCUUUGACAACAACACAGGAAAACUGAUCCAUUCGAUGGUGGCUCACUUAGAUGCAGUAACAAGUUUAGCUGUUGAUCCCAAUGGCUUGUACCUGAUGUCUGGCAGUCACGACUGCUCUAUCCGCUUGUGGAACCUAGACAGCAAGACGUGCAUCCAGGAGUUCACGGCUCACCGCAAGAAAUUCGACGAGUCUAUCCAUGACGUGGCGUUCCACCCGUCCAAGUGUUACAUUGCCAGCGCGGGAGCCGACGCCCUGGCCAAAGUCUUUGUAUGACACAGCGUGCCGCUCAACCCUUCUGGCCCUCUGUACUAGCUAGAUUAGGCAAAUGGAACCAACAAAGAAGGGGAAGGGGGUGGGGCUUAAGGGUGGGGGUUUGGUAUCUCCCUGACCAAUCAGCUCUGCCCCUUGUAGCUCAUUGUUGGCUCUGCUGGUGGACUUCUCCAGAUUUGCCCUGUUUAAUUCCAGCUCAAGGGCCAUGUAGUUUAGAUUGUCUGUAAUAAAACACAGCUAACUAUGGAGCUGUGCUCUUCAUCCAUCCAGGCAGGCCUGGGUGAUACUGGGCUUGUGUGAAUCAUGUGAACUUUAUUGAGAUGUUAGGGAUGAAUAGAACAGUAGUUGCAUAAACCAAGGGGCAAUGGGAGAUUUUACCUUCACGGUUUCGCAUAAGAAAAUGGGGAGGGGUUGAGGAAGGGGUGUUCUCUUUUUGAUAUUGAGAGACCUAUGGUGUGAACAAAAGUAUCAAAAAGUGUCCUCCUUUUGGAGAUUUUAGUAAUUCUGGUGACAACAAUAUGGGGGGUGUGGGGGGGGUGGGGUAUGUAAAAUCAAAAAUAUAUAUUAAUAUUAAUAAUAACAAUAAAAUCAUAUAUCCUUUGUGAAAUCCUUAAACUGGGUUAAAAUCUGAAUUCAGGUUUUGUUUUUCCUUCUGUAUUUUUUUAUUCCAGAUUCCCUGUGAGGGGGAAAAAAAUCUAUAUCAAUUUAAUUUGCUUUGGACUGCUUAAGUCUGUUAACUGAGAAUCCAGCUUAUGUGAAUGAAACCUUGCAUAAUAAACAAAUGCUUAGUGACUAGCAACACAGAAAAGUCAGAAAUAACAGGUUGGAAAAGGGCAUAUAAGAUCCAUUUAUAUAUAUAUAUAUAUAUAUAUAUGGUAUUAAAAAAAGGUAGCAAUGCAACAUCAUCUAAUUCAUAUCUCAUCUAGAUUGAUAGUAAAAAGCUUAUGAAAAGGAAGUGUACUGUAUUUUUGCAAAAUAAAUUGAUAUUUUGCAUUUGAAAAUUCACUGAAAUCCUGCUGUCACCACCAUAUUUUUUUCUCCUAAAACUGAUUGAUUUUUCACGUAAUGUUGAUCAGAUUUCUAAAAAUGUUACACUGUUCAGUUUUUGAAAGCAUGAAAAAGUGCAGGAUUUUUUUUAGACAACACAAAUGGUUUCAAUGUGUGUGUGUGUGUGUGUGUGUGUGUGUGAUGUGUUUUUAUCCUUUUGUUUAUUUGAUUUAGUCUCAUAACAGUUGAGGUUUUUAAUUUAGAAUCUGUUUCCUCAUUUCAUCGUCAAUCUACUAAGCUCAUUGAGGUGUUUUGGAUAUGUUCAGUCUGUCACUCCUAAACCCUAUACCCUGUUUAUUCAGUAGAGAGAGAGUAGCAGUACCUGAGUUUGCCUCAAUUUGGUGAUGCAUGUUGUUGGCAACCUGACUUCAUGGGCAGGAUUAAACAUUUUACAGCUGCUUUCUGGACAACAGUGAAACAUUGGGGAAGUAACGUCCUCUUUUGAGCUGGGGGUGGAAGUGGGAACACAAGUAACAUGAGUGUGUCCUAUAUCCCAUGACAAGCUGCAUUAAGAGUAGUUUGCAGUGAUGAAAGGUGUAUUUUGUUAUGUUUUUGCAUUAUACUUCACAUAUAAUUUGAGUUGCUUUUAUAAUUUUCUGUAUCAGUUGUAAAAGAUGAAUAGCAAAAACAAGAGAUAUAAUUAUGCCAACAUGAUUUAAAAUAAAAUAUCUACAGUGCAAUCUGAAUGUUUUAAGAGAAACAAAGUUCACCUUACAUGUUCCCACUAUAAUUGGGAUGUUUGCAGUGCCUGAUUAACAAGGGAAUUCAUAUAUAAAUAGGACCUACAUUCAUGAAUAAGUAACUGUUUAUGCUGAAUGUGUAAAACUUUAUUUACACACACCUCCUGUAUUUGGAGCUGUGUGUAUUUAUACAGUUAGAUAUGUGUUAGGCACUUAAAUAUACACUGACAUUUUAUUUGCAAUACUAGGUAUAUAUAUCACCGUCUUAAUAUGUGGGUCUUUGGCCCAUUAACAUCCAUAUUUUGAAUGUCUGGUUUCUCUGCAAAAAUAUAUUUAGAGUUUUUUAAAAACUAUAUCUAUUGUAAACAUUCUGUUCAGUGUUCCAGUACCUUUGUAGCAUGAGAACAUUUCCAGCUACCUUUUACUAACUUUAUUUUUGUAUUAACAAUGUCAGUGAGUUCGUGUACACAGAGGACUAGGGUGUGGGUAUUAAAUAAAGUGUUGCUCUAUUUAACUACAGUUAUUACCAUUUGAGUUGCUUUUAUAAUUUUCUGUGUUUUACUUGAAAAAAGGAAGUUUUUGAGGUGUUUGCUAUCAAUAUUCAAUUCAAAAAUAUUUCUGUGAAGGUCUGUCUUUAAGUAAAGGGCAAUAUGCCUUCAAAAGACAAAAAAAAAAAAAAAAAGAAAAACAACAAAA
Messenger RNA from Acipenser ruthenus (sterlet), 4960 nucleotides. RefSeq names its product striatin-like. Gene Ontology annotation, cellular component: dendrite. The transcript is spliced from 18 exons. The record is from RefSeq and is a predicted model, not a curated record. Lineage: Eukaryota; Metazoa; Chordata; Actinopteri; Acipenseriformes; Acipenseridae. Gene Ontology annotation, molecular function: protein-containing complex binding; calmodulin binding; armadillo repeat domain binding. Bases 183 to 2540 code for a protein of 785 amino acids.